AUGGAAUUUUUGCUCAAGUCGUUCCACAACUGGACUCCGGUGGAAGUUGUCAUCAUCCUAACAAAAAUUGUGGGUCGCCACCCGCCGCAGACCCUAUUAGACCAUUUACCGGCCGAACUCCAAAACACCAGAGCCGACAUGCUGGCUGCCUGGCGUGCGGGAGCCUUUAGCAGUGAAAUCGCCCUUCGCGGCGGUUAUGGAGCAGGGAUAAUUCUGAUGGGUAAGAAACCCCUGGCGAAUACAACUAUGGCGGUGCUUUACAGGUACAAAUCGCAAAACCAGGAUGACGAGAUCAUCCGAGUCUUUGUCGAUCUCCUCACCGGCGACAUACACUUUUAUAACAGCGCGCUUCUGUUUGAGCGCGCCAUUCCGCUGUCCAACCCGCCGGACAACAUCCACGGGAUAAAUCGAUGGUACGAGUUGGAGGACUUCACCUUCACCGUCCUCGAUUCUUCGACCAUGCUGCAUAAAAAAUAUACGUAA
Volvox carteri f. nagariensis is the source of this 483-nucleotide messenger RNA. RefSeq lists its product as uncharacterized. The coding region runs from base 1 to 483 and encodes 160 amino acids. The transcript has 3 exons. The record is from RefSeq and is a predicted model, not a curated record. Lineage: Eukaryota; Viridiplantae; Chlorophyta; Chlorophyceae; Chlamydomonadales; Volvocaceae.